This is a messenger RNA of Symbiodinium pilosum, 576 nucleotides long. The record is from the annotation of a GenBank genome assembly. NCBI's taxonomy places the organism in Eukaryota, Dinophyceae, Suessiales, Symbiodiniaceae.
AUGCGAGCUGAGCGGUUGUCGAUCUUUUCCAGCGUGGAGGAGUUGCAGGCAGAGGUGGAAGAUGCUACUACAGAGCUCAAAGAGGCUCAGGCAGUAUCCUCGGGCCGUUUGGCAGUGCGCCGCCAGCUGCAGACGGAGCUGAGUGCUUGUGCAGAGGACUUUAGCAGUGAAGCUGCCUGCCAACGUCGCUCAACCGAUGCGUUGCGAGCCCAGCGCGCUGCGCUGCGCUCCGAGGCUGUGGAGCUUGGUCGAGAGCUGCAGGGUUGCGUGAGCCGUGGAGAUGAGCUGGUCUCUGAGAACUUGCGGCUCCGCACGGAGUCUGCAGCUAUCGAGGAAGCGGAGGAGCGCACUCGUUCAGAGCUUCAGCGGUUCCUUGCUUCGGAAAGCCAACAGCUGCUGGCAGCUGGGCAGCGGUGCAGGCAGCUGUGGCUUGACGGUCUGCCUGCAGCAGAGCCUUCACGACAUGACGCCUUUGUGGAAGGUGUCGACUAUGAAACACGCCUGCAAACCCUGCGCGAGGCUGCAGACCGCAUAUCCUGUUCGAAUGGUGUGAGCAGGAGUUCAAGCCAAAGAUGA